GCAGACAGCUCAUCGCAGCCGGUGACGGGUCGGCUGUGUUUAACGAAGCUCAUAGAUGAGAGGAGAGCACAAGCACAAAGUGUUUCUGUAAAGUAACUAGUUUUCGUAGACUUUUUGUAGUUCAUCAACACAAACAGGAACGGAGUAAAACAAAAUAAUUUGAUGACAAAGACUCAAAAGAGAUGUGUGCUGCUGUGUAUGUCCUGUCCACUGUAACGGGCUACGUACUCACCUCUGCCCUGCUGCUCAAAUGCCCAAAUCUUUUGCACCGGAAGAGGAGAGGGCACUUCCUCAGCAGACACAUUUCCCAUCGUGGAGGGGCAGGAGAAAACCUGGAAAACACCAUGGCAGCUUUUCAGCAUGCAGUGGAUCUCGGCACAGACAUGCUGGAGCUGGACUGCCACCUGACAAAAGAUGAGCAAGUUGUGGUGUCACAUGAUGCCAACCUGCACAGAUCCACCGGCAUCAAUGCUAACAUCUCUGACAUGGUCUAUAAUGAGCUGCCACUGUACCGCUGCAACCUUGAUGUUACUUUUCAGAGAGCGUGUAUCUGUGCAGGAGGAGAAGAUAAACGCAUCCCUCUCCUCAGUGAUGUUUUUGAGGCCUUUCCUAACACUCCUGUUAACAUUGACAUCAAGGUCAACAACGACACUCUCAUCAAGAAGGUGUCUGAGUUGGUUGUUAAAUACGACAGAGAGAAUCUGACUGUGUGGGGCAACGCCAGCAACAAGAUUGUUAAAAAGUGUUACAAAGAGAACCCUCGUAUUCCUGUGUUGUUCAGCUUUCCCAGAGUGCUGCAGCUGUUAGGCCUCUUCUACUCUGGCCUGCUCCCCUUUGUUCCACUCAAAGAGCAGUUCUUGGAGAUCCCCAUGCCCUCCAUUAUCACCAAACUGAAGGACCCUGACAGAUUAACCAGAAGUCAGAGAUUCAUUACGUGGUUGGCAGACACAUUGCUGAUGAGAAAAGCUCUGUUUCAACAUUUAACUGCAAGAGGAAUUCAGGUGUACAUCUGGGUGCUGAAUGAUGAAGAAGACUUCCAGAGGGCUUUUGAGUUGGGAGCCACAGGGGUUAUGACAGAUUUUCCCACCAGGCUUAAAGACUUCAUGGACAGGAAUGGCAUUUCUAAGCCCCAGUGACCUGCCAAAAUCUACCUCACACCCCUCCACCAGUGAUUAUCUUUCAACCUGACCUGACCUGCCAAGCCAGCCUCAUAUCCCAUGUGCCCAUUUUUUUCCUGCAUGCAUUCCAGCUGGGCUCCCCUGACACUGUUUGUUGCUGCCAUUGUCUGUACUGAUUUGAUAAAUUAUUAGUUUCACUGCUAACACAGACUUCUCUGAUUUAAAUCCAUAUAAACAUUCUCAUAAAGGACACAGACUGUACUUGCUACAUGUUAUUAUAUCCUUUGUGCAGUGUUUUUUUUUUUUUUGCAGGAUCUUUGUGGUUCCCUUCAUACACAUGUAAUUUACCUGUGACAGUAUAACAAUCAUGUGUUUCAAAGUUAUGUAAAACUGCAUGGGUUUUUGAGGUAUACAUUUGACACUGGGCUAAAUGACCACUUAAACAUGCUGAUAAGUCAUAUUAGUCUUUUUCUAAACGGAUCGGCAGAUUUUGACUUGAAAUUAUUUUUGCUAAUUUAAGGUCUUUAUUUUAACCUCAUACUUUGUAAUACAUAACAUGACCGUUGUUUCAUGUUCGCCGUGUUGCCCAUACAAGAUUCAAGUAUCGUUUCAGUAUAAACACCAGCAGAUGCAGCUGCUCUUCGUGUUUGUUUACCAGUUGCUUUAUUGAGUUUUGAGGUCAGGCAUAUUUUCCUGUCACUUAGCACAUGGAAUAACACACAAAGCAGUUUUCAGAUAUUUUUAUAUGAGCUGUAUUAUGCCAAAAAAAGUGCUUCUUGUGAGAAAUAACGGGAUGUUGAUAAAAAUACUGAGUUUCACUGAUGCUCAGACUCUUAGUGUGAGAUGAACAGAAGCUGAUAAUGUACAGAGGUGCUCUGUAUUUCAUUUUAGGCACUGGCAAAUUCUAAUUGACCACAAAUUAUGUUGUUUUCAAAUGUAGGUUUUGCAAGCUUUGGGUUUUAUGUUGUUUAGUUGUGUUGUAUGCUUGUGUUUUCCCUGUUUUUCUCUAACUCCAGAGGUAUGACUGAGGUUUUGUUUUUCCAUGGGUAAACCUGUCAAAGAUAUUUGCACAUCACAGAGAAUACUGCUUUAGUCAUAGUAAUUUAUACCUUUUCAGUGUGAUCAGAUGUCAUUGAAAUUUCUGUUUAAGACAUUGAAAAGUGUACCAUGUUGUGUGAUCUGUUUUAAAUGGUAAUUUGACUCUGAAAUGUAUUACAGACAGCAGUUGUCAAGCAGUUCCUCACUGUGGCUGUCAAAGUUUGUGUGUGUAAAGGUUAUUAGGAUUAUCAUACCGCUGCCAGGAGCUAAUCCAAACUUGUGACCACACAAUGAGGGUUAUUAAUGAUUGUAUUAUUGGUUGAAUGUAUUAUAUGCUCUUUGGUAACAGUAUUGCUGUUUUAUCAUGUCUUCAUUUUAUUGUUGGCUAUUUUAUUAGUGCUGUUGGUCAGUGAAAUCUGCACAGAUAUCAAACUGAAAGUGUGAUUCAACUCUUCAUCGUUUGAGUUCAGCAGAGAGGAUAAAUUAUUCAAAGAAAGAUUCCAAAUCAUAAGACAGAACUUGAAUCAAUAUAUGUAGCCAGAAGAUUUUUAAAAUUACAUUUUUUUUGUUGUACUGAGUGGUUUGUUUUGCAUGAACAAAUACGUAUUUGUUAAGGUGUCUGUAUAUUUGGUGACUGACAGAAUCGUGUUGUGAUAUAUGGAGUGUGUCAUUUGUUUGCUGAGAUUACUGAAAUGUAUUUUCUAUCAAUAAAUACAAAUAAACAUUG
Messenger RNA from Sphaeramia orbicularis (orbiculate cardinalfish), 2883 nucleotides. RefSeq names its product glycerophosphodiester phosphodiesterase domain containing 1 (gene gdpd1). The coding region runs from base 183 to 1136 and encodes 317 amino acids. Gene Ontology annotation, molecular function: phosphoric diester hydrolase activity; phosphatidylcholine lysophospholipase A1 activity. The record is from RefSeq and is a predicted model, not a curated record. The transcript has 11 exons. Gene Ontology annotation, cellular component: endoplasmic reticulum membrane. Gene Ontology annotation, biological process: glycerophospholipid catabolic process; N-acylethanolamine metabolic process. NCBI's taxonomy places the organism in Eukaryota, Metazoa, Chordata, Actinopteri, Kurtiformes, Apogonidae.